Gracilinanus agilis (Agile Gracile Mouse Opossum) is the source of this 847-nucleotide messenger RNA. Its product is annotated as cytochrome c oxidase assembly protein COX16 homolog, mitochondrial. NCBI's taxonomy places the organism in Eukaryota, Metazoa, Chordata, Mammalia, Didelphimorphia, Didelphidae. Gene Ontology annotation, biological process: mitochondrial respiratory chain complex IV assembly. The record is from RefSeq and is a predicted model, not a curated record. Gene Ontology annotation, cellular component: mitochondrial inner membrane.
UUUCCGUCGGAAAGAAUUUCAGACGGAUCUAGCUCCCUACCGGAAGUCCCGCGGGAAUGCGAGAGCAAGGACUCCUUUGUUUUAUGUCCAACAUUUGAACAGCUAGGUCGGGCGGGGAGCAGCUAGCCAGGGGAGAAGAAGAAGCUAUGUUCGUGCUGUCAGUGAAGCGCGCUUUGAAAAAAAGCAAGACGCUCCGGUACGGGGUGCCCAUGAUGGUACUCAUUGUUGGAGGUUCUUUUGGGCUCCGUGAGUUUUCUCAAAUUCGUUAUGACGCUGUGAAGGUCAAGCUUGAUCCAGAGUUUGAAGAAAAACUGAAAAGGAAUAAGGUGUCAUUGGAAUCUGAAUAUGAGCAUCAGUACAUAAGGCUUUCUCUGUCUUUUCAAAUCAUCUAUUUUCUGACUUAUUUCAACAAAAUUGUAUUCUAUCACAUAGUGACAAACUUACUCAACCAUACCUCAGUUGAAGAGCAUCCCAUUAGUUGGUAUAAGAAAAUAAAAGACUCAGCCUUUGAUGACUGGAAGAACAUCCGAGGACCUCGACCAUGGGAAGAUCCUGACCUUCUCCAAGGACGAGACCCAGAAACUCUUAAGUCCAAGCAAGUCUGAGUGUGCUGAAUCAGAUCACUCUUCUUAAAUCAAAAUGUCAUUUAUUAUUUGGCUAUCUUUUUGUGUGCUCCUUUGACUAAGGAGGGAAAUAUUACAUGUUGGAAUAAGCCAAUCCAUGAGUAAUUGUCUAAAAUAAAAUCAACUACCAGAGCGCUUUGUAUUUUCCAUCUGACCCAUUUGCAAAUGCAAAUAAUUGCACUGAAUGGAGCACUUUUCAAUAAAAAUAAGUAUUUCAUUGAGAA